AUGGUUAUUCCGACUGGCCUUGUCAGCAAGCACCAAACUCAGCAAGGCACAUAUCUUCUGCAGUAUCUGUUUGACCAGACCUUGCACACAGACCCUGAUCACUUUUUCUUGGCUGCAACACCUACUGCUACUCUACAUCUGAAUCUCAAGAGAGACUCCUACCACUCAGAUAAUGCCUCUUUUGAAUUUGUUGUCAGAUACACUACAGAUGAGUUACAUGGAGCUAGCACAUGGGCAGCACUGGACCCGGCACAAGGAAAGUUUGAGUUCACAGAUCUACACAUAACAGGUGGCAGCCAUCUUGCCUUUGAAGAUGGCAAGAAUCAAGACACAGCUUUCGCCACAGACAUUGGAACAGUGUAUGGUGACAAAACAGGUUAUCUGCACGUGGGCUACAGUCAGAACUUAAACAUCAACUUUACUACAGCUGACAUUCCAUUCAAUCUGCUUGCUUAUGAAAAGACUCAUGUGACAUAUCCUCCACGUACAUUCUUCACACAGACAGACCUUUCAUCUCUUGGAAAGGUUUCUGGCAUCCAAGACCUGUAUGUAUACCAAGGUGGCUCAGUCACCCUGGGUAGUGAAGCAAGUGUGGGCUUUGGCAGCCUACCUCGGGAGGUGAAUGUGACAUCCCUACAUGUUCAAAAUGGAGGUACUUUUGAGGUGGACAGCGGCCAUCAUACACAGGAUGUCACCAUUGUUGCAGAUACUGUGAAGAUAUAUGGAGGUGGACGCUUGAUUGCCAACUUUGGUCUACGAAUGAAUGUGGGACAUCAUCUGGCUAUCUACUCAGGGGGACAUCUUAAUUUGAAUGGACGUGGCUACACACCACUUGGUGAUUUCCGUUCUCUUGGCUUUGGACAGAACAGUACUUCAGGCAGCAGUGGUGGUAGUGGUGGUGGCCAUGGUGGUAGUGGUGGCAGAGGAAAAGAUGCCAGGUCUGCAGGGCUGGGCUAUGACUCUAUCUAUGAACCCAGUGACCAUGGUGCUCCCGGUGGCUUUGGACAGAUGUUUGGAGAGUUAACAUUUGGAGGAAGUCAGUAUGGAAACCCGUUAGUUCAGAAGGGUCUUGGCGGCAGUGGAGGUGGCAGUGUCAUGAUUGUCUCUCAGAACUUGGAUGUUGAUGGUCGCAUCACUGCUGAUGGCAACCCACCACAUGUUGUUUAUGGAAGCGGAGCAGGUGGAGGUGCUGGAGGAAGCAUUUGGAUCCAGUGCAGCGAAGCCCGUGGAGUAGGGAAGAUCACAGCACUUGGUGGUGAGGGUGGGGGCACGACUGGUGGUGGUGGAGGAGGAGGUCGCAUCUCCAUUCAGUGUGAGAGCCUGGAAAAGUUCAAUGUGACAACCAAAGCUGGAGGAGGUGGAAGUUCAUCAGAAGUUGGUGGAGCAGGGACAAUCUACACUGAGAAGAGAAAUCAUAGUACUCAACAGACUAUGUCACGUCAACUUCGUGUUGAUAACCAUGGCCUUGCUUAUCCUCGUGACAUUGCCACCAUGACUGUACCUCUGCAUAACCUCCUAGAUGGAAAUUACAUUCAACCACAACAAGUCGGUGGAGUUACCUGGCUUUUCCACCAAAGCAAUAUCUACAGCUUUGACUCUGUGAUUAUUGAAGGCAAUGCACAUGUCGCCAUCCUCAGCAACACAAGCUAUGAGCUGGCACAUGUGGAUGCUGGUUUACUAGAAGGGGACCGUUCUGGGGUGCUGCACAUUGGUCAACAACAGACCUUCAACUUCAGUGAUGUCAACACUUACAUUCCUGUCAACAUCAUGGCCUACAGGUAUUGCAACUUGAAGGGACCUAACAAACACUUGGUAAUGCGUGAGGUCUUUGUGGAAAACAAUGGCACCAUUUUUAAUGUAGAGGAGAUAACUGUAGAAAACAAGGCGGGGCUGUACUUGUGGUCUUACGGACACACAGAGGGCAAUCCUGAAGGACAUUACACUUUGACCAACCUCAGCAUCAAGGCUGGGGGUCAUGCAGAAGCUUUGACCGCAGAUUUUGGCCCCAUGAUACAGCUGGUUCUGACACGUUUAACCAUCAAUGGUAAUGGUGAUUUGAGGACCAACAGAUUGAAACUGAAUGCUGUCAACAUCACUGUGGAUCUUUCAGGUGACUUUGAGGCCGAUGCCACAGGUUAUCCCAGUAACAGUGGGCCUGGCCAAGGACUCCUGCAAGAUGGUCACUUGGGAGGUUCUGGAGGUGGCCAUGGGGGCCGUGGUGGACGCUCAAGAUAUGGAUACUAUUCAGCCUUAGGCUAUGACUCUGUCUAUAGACCAGCUGACAUGGGAAGUGGAGGUGGGAGCGGCAGUGAUGGUGCUGGUGGACGAGGUGGAGGCGUGAUACACCUGAACGUGUCAGAUGUCCUGCGUGUGGAGGGCCGUCUCCAUGCAAAUGGUGAAGGAGGCCAAGGUCAGAGCGGAGGUGGGGGUGCUGGUGGUAGCAUUUGGAUGAACAUCAAGCGCCUGGAGGGAGAAGGCAGCAUUGAAGUCACAGGUGGCAGGGGUAAGAUCAUUUCUUGUCCAUGGUGGCUUUGGGAUGCAGCAGUAUGGGGGAGCUGGAACCAUCUUGUUGAAGACAGCUCCAACAAGACGCAGGUCUUACGCAAGAUUGCUGCAGACAAUGGUGGCUUCACAUACAGUGCCAGAAUAUCUCCUCAUGAGAAAAUGAGUCUGCAGCAUCCCCCAUCUGCAUGGCAUGCCAUGUACCUGCGUACCUAUGAGAAUGUUUCUGUUGUGACCAAUGGCAGCGUGUACAAUUACUAUUCCUGGAAUACUUUUUAUUCAUUCCCACUAUCAGGAUUGAUGGAUGGAGGCUUGGGUGUAUCUCAGAGCUAUAUCACCACAUCACAAAGCACAAAUGUGACCUUGACUUUUCCUUAUCCAACAUUGGUUAGCCAUCUUCAUAUCUUCCCACUCUGCAGUCCUGAUCAUCUGACGAUGUACCAGAUCCAUACUUUCAAAGAUGGACUGGAGUCACUGCACACAAAUAACUGGGUGGAGACAGAAGGCUGUCUCACACAGUCAGUGGCUGACCAGUUUGCUCGAGUCAACAUAAAAAAAUAUGUGGACAGGCUGGUGCUGAUGCUAAAAGGCAAGAAUAGCAGAGCAUCACUUGCUGAACUUGAAGUUUAUCUUAUGGAUGACCCGGACACAUCUAAACAGACCACAUACCUUACAGCUUCUGGUGCAGCAGUGUUGACCAACCAGGAUUCAGCAUCAGACCAUGUGGUUAACGAGCUGAUCAUCAAACGUGGGGCAGUGCUUGAUCUUGAAGGAAGAGGUGUUGCUUUGACAACACAGACAGUGAAUGGUGACAACAGUGGCCACAUACGUGUUCAUCCAAGCCAAUCCCUGGCAAUCAAGGGCGAGAAAUUGACUAUGUCUGCUGGUGUCCACUCUUGGUCCAACUCCAGUUUGCAGCUACCUCUAAGCUGGGAUUGUCGUGAAGUCGACUUCUAUCUCAGAGGGUUAUUUGACAGCAUGAACAGUGUCACUGUGGGGUCAAAGUGCAGCUGGACCAUUGACCACAGGGAACCUUCUUUUAAUCAGUUGGGAGAUGUGGACAUCAAGACCUUUGGCUCUCUCAGUGUGCUUACCUCUUCUCCACUAGCCACAACCACCUUCAACGGAUCUACCUUUACAGUUCGCAGCGGAGCAACAGUGUUUGCCAAUGACAUGUCCUUAAUCUACACCAACAUCACUGUAGAGCCACAGGGUUUGAUGCAUGCUGAUGAAGGUGCACCGAGCAUACACUUACACUCAGCACGUGGCAGUGGUUCUUCAAGCAAUGAGGGAAGCUCAGGCGGAGGUCAUGGAGGGUCAGGUGGUGAAGGUGAAGGAUAUUUCAGAACUGGCGGUGCCUAUGGCUCAUUCCUACAACCUUCUGCUUAUGGGAGCAGUGGAGGUUUCUCCAUCUUUCCACAUGUUGGAGGCCAGGGUGGUGGCAGAUUCUACUUGACCGCUUUCCACUUUCUGACUAUUGAUGGAACAGUUUCUGCCAAUGGGGGCAGGUUUGGGUCCCCAAGUGCUGGAGGUGGAUCAGGAGGAAGCAUCAUGAUAAGAGCACACACUGUUGAUGGGGAUGGAUCCAUGCAGAUUCGUGGGGGUGAUGGGUUCAGGGCUAGUUCAUCCAAACAAGGUGGUGGAGGAGCUGGUGGUCGCAUGGCUUUGUACUUUGUGCAGAACUAUUUUGUUGGGACUUACAUCAGUGCCGGAGGAAUGGGUGGUUCUGCAGCAGGUGAUGGUGGAUCUGGCACUGUCUACCUUCACAGUAUGCCUCACAAUGACAGCAGUAACCUAUUUGGUGACUUCGUCCUUAAUCGCACACUUUUCAUAGACAACCUGGGGCGUGUUCCACUCUCUGCCUCUGCUGACAUCACUCAGGGCUAUGUGGAUACUCAGAGAGCUGGAGGCACAACCUGGAUUUUACCUGCAACUUACCCAGAAUUUGUAGGAAGGCCUGGAGAAGCACCUUGGCAGGUUCAUCUUGAAGAGCUGCAGAUCUAUGGAAAAGCUCGUGUUGCAAUGACUGAUGAAAAUGCCCCUAAUGGUUCUAUGGCGCUCAACACAAACGCAAUUCAGGGAGACAGGACUGGACAUCUGUAUGUUGGCCACAACCAGACACUGUACAUUGGAGAUGGACGCUUGCCCCUUGAUCUUGAUGUAUAUAAUGGAGGUCAGAUCACUCUGCAAGGUGAACUGCGAGUGGCUGGGGUGACAGCCCGCAUCAGUGGCAUUGUGAAGAAUGUGGACAAUCUAACUGUCGCUGAUGGAGGGGACUUAAGCAUUACCAGCAUGGUGGAUGUAAAUGGUCAACGCAUUAGUGAGAUCCCCUUUGUUGUCAUCAACGUUCGCAACCAGGGUCUGCUGACUGUCCACAAUGACCAGAGGCCAUGUAUACUAAGCGGUCAGCGAGUGCAGGUGUUCCCUGGGGGCAGACUAAGCACAAGGAAUGCCCAAAUGCAUGUGGAGGAACUUGUUGUAGAUGUCAUGGGACAACUGGAGGCUGAUGCACAGGGCUACUGUAAUGGAGAAGGUCCUGGACAUGGGGUUUCCAGUUCAGGAGGUCAAGGUACAGGAGGUAGCUAUGGUGGUGAAGGAGGAGCUGGGGGAGUUGUCAACAGCCCAUCCUCUGGUUAUGGAUCGCUUGUUACUCCGAGUGAUUUUGGCAGCAGUGGAGGUGACAGUGCAUCAGGAGAAAAGGGAGGAUGUGGUGGUGGAAUUUUGUACCUGAAUGUUAGUGGGCUCAUGAAGAUUGAUGGAAAAGUCAGCAUCAAUGGACAGUCAGUGACCUCUAGGGCAGGUGGUGGUUCAGGCGGUAGUCUCUACUUUCAAGCCGAUCACUUUGAUGGAACUGGAUUACUUCAGGCAGUGGGAGGAGAUGGAGCCAAUGGUGGGGCAGGUGGCAGAAUAGCAGGGAAAGCAAAUCUGAUCCAGUUUGUGGGACGCUUUGAAACCCAAGGGGGCGCUGCUACUGAAGGUGAAGCAGGUGCAGCUGGAACUAUGCUUCUCACAGAUAACUUCCAAGAUGAUCUCAAGACACUGCGCAUUUACAACCGUGAAGGAGCAGGAAAAAGGAAAACACAGAUUCCAAUCCCAGAAUCCUCAGGUCCAGACUAUGACCUUGAUGUCCUGGAUCUCGGUCAACAUGCUCAAGUGGGUCUUCUGGCAACAGAUGCAAAGGGCCUUCCUCUCAGUGGAAGUCGCAGUUUACGAAUAACUACUGUUGGUGGAGACCACACUGCUGUGAUACAUGUGGAGCCUGGCAUGUGGCUCAACAUUGAUUUCAAUGCAACAGCAGUACUGACUUUCAGUAUUGUCCUUUAUCCGAAUGCAACAGUGAACCUGCCUUAUGAUACCUACCUCUUCAAUACAAGUGUCACUUUGUUAGGUGGAAUCUUGCAAGGAAUACAUACCCUCAACAUUUCCCUCAAUGGUGUCUUUACCAUCUACCCACCAGCUCGAAUUAACUCCAGCACAACUUUAGCGCCUAAAGAAAUACACCUCAACAGUAUCAGCAUCCUGGAUGGAGGGAUGUUUGAAUUCACAGGAAUAGCAGAAGACAGUGAUGAGCUCAACAUCACACUAGAUGGGGGACUGGUCAUACAGGGCGGAGGCAUCAUGCGUGGAAAUAAACUCUCUGUGUCAGCGGUCAACAUCACAGUUGAUACAGAUGGACUGAUUGAAGCUAGUGGGCGUGGCUGGAAGGCAGGAAGUGGCCCAUCUAGCCUGGUGUUUCAGCUCGACAAUGGGGGUAAGUGGAGCGGUCACACGGACGGUGCUUGGUGGCUCAGAUCAACUGCACAAAGUGGAGGUCAGGAAGGUGCAGGUGGUGGAGUCGUCUCUCUUAGGGCCUCUCAUUUUCUGGAAAUAGAUGGAAUCAUUGAUGUCUCAGGAAAACAAUCUGACACAGUUGGCUGUGGUGGUGGAGCUGGUGGCAGCAUUGUGAUCACUGGUGCACAUAUAGCAGGUCGUGGCAGCAUCAGAGCUAAUGGUGGAGCUGGGUCUUGUGUUCCCAACUGCAGACUGUGCGAUUUGGAGCGUCGCUGCAUUGCUUGCAAUGAUGGCUAUUAUCUUUUCCGUCAGGCUUGUGUUAUAUGGGAUUGCUACGUUUACUCUUCUUCUUGCUGCAAGGGUGAUCCUUACUGUGGACAGAUUAGAGGGGGUGUUGGAGGGGGAGGACGCAUAUCAGUAACAGCAACUUCCUCCUACACCUACCUGGGAGACUACCAGACAUAUGGUGGAAGGUCACAGUCUGAACAUUCCGAAAGAGAACAGAUGUGA
Molecule: messenger RNA, 6783 nt
Organism: Pomacea canaliculata
Lineage: Eukaryota; Metazoa; Mollusca; Gastropoda; Architaenioglossa; Ampullariidae
Exons: 35
Coding region: 1-6783 (2260 amino acids)
Source: RefSeq, a predicted model, not a curated record